AUGUCCAAAACUUCAAAUAAGGAAUCAAUAAAUUCGAAACCAGUAACAUGUACAGAUGGUGUAUUUUCAACGACAAAAAAUUCGAUAACGUAUGAAUACAAUACAUGUCAAGGUAUUGAUGAAUGUGAUAUUCAAAAAUUAUCGUGUCGAACCAAAGAUCAAGAUUUGAAGAAACUGUUCAAAUCAACAUUAUUUAUUGGUUCUGAUGGUUCAUCAGUUGUUGAUUGCAAAUUGCCGAGAAAAACUGGAUUGAAAAAAGUCUUUUUGAUUUACAAAAAACAAAAAGGCAAAUAUUAUAUUGUUUAUGGUCGAGCAACACAAACGAAAGGAACUCAUUGGGGAAGAGUUGGUAUUUUCACAGGAAUUGGUGCUUUUACUGGAGGAGCAAUCAGUGGAACACUUCUCUUCAUUCCAGGUAUUAACAUAGCAGUAGCUCCGUUUAUUUUAGGAGGAGUUCUUAUUGGUUUAAGUGUUGGUGGUGUCAGUGCUCGUGCAACAAUUAAAACUAAACAACAAAUUCAUUUCAAUGAUGUUAUGCGACAUAUCAAAGACGAAAUAGCAAAUGGAAAACAUUCACAAUUGAUUAAUCUUUAA
Molecule: messenger RNA, 594 nt
Organism: Adineta ricciae
Lineage: Eukaryota; Metazoa; Rotifera; Eurotatoria; Adinetida; Adinetidae
Source: the annotation of a GenBank genome assembly